AAAGAAGAAGAGGAAGAGGAAGCGCAGCGACCGGACUAAACACGUUACUUCAUAAUAGCAACAGAGAAGCUCUCAAGUCCUCUUGUUAAAUCUGCAGACCAGUCAUCUGAGGAAAAUGUCCAGACUGCAGAGUCUGCGGGUUUUCAUCUACCAGCGGCUAACUGCGGCAGUGGAGGAGAUCAUUGUGCACUUGGAGAAAACAAUAACCGAGUCUGAGGAGGAGAUGGAGAGCCGCCAUCGCAAGCUGCUGGAUACAGUGUCAAACCCUGAGGAGAAGCUGCUCACAGCAGUGGUUUCUGCAGAAGUCCAGCAGCAGCUGGUGAUUAAAGAAGAGGUUCCUUCUGAGCAGCAGGAGUGGAGCAAUAGCCUGGAACAGGAGGACCCAGAGCACCUACACAUUAAAGAGGAAAAACAGGAUUUCUGUAAUAGUCAGGAGGUCAGGAGCCCGCUGCAAGGACUACAUGAGGAGGACAUCCCCAAUUUCCCAUUCACUCAUGUCCCUGUGAAGAGUGAGGAUGAUGAAGAGAAACCAAUCUCCUCACAGCUUCAUCAAAAACAAACUGAGGAGAACAGCGAGGCAGAGCUUCCAGCCAGCUGCUCAACCGAACCGAUGAAAACAGAAGCAGAUGGAGAGGACUGUGGAGGAUCAGAACCAGACAAAAACUUAGUAUCUGGUUUUAAAUGUCUAUCUGGAUCUGAUGACAAUACGUCAAACUCUUCUGAAGCUAUGACUGAAGACAGUGGUUGCGAUUGGAAGGAGAGCAGGAAACCUCAGACAGAUUUAAGUACUAUGAAAAAUAGAGUUCCUGUAAAUGACAUGGGACGUAAUACUGGCAAUAAAUUGUUUAGUUGCUCAAAAUGUGGCAGAAGAUUUGGCCAGAAGCACCAUUUGCAGGCACACAUGAGAUGUCACACCGGAGAGAGACCCUUUGGUUGCUCUCUCUGUGGUAAACGAUUUGCACAGAAAGGAAAUCUGACGCAACACUUGACAGUUCACACGAGGGAGAAACCCUGUAGUUGUCCUGUUUGUGGUGAGAGAUUUGCACAAAAAGGAAAUCUGACGCAACACAUGACUGUCCACACGAGGGAAAACUUUGUUGGUGAGAGAUUGACAAAAGGAUUCUGAGAAGACAGAAUUAAAUUUCAGAUUCAGAAACUCAAAGUGAUGGCGGCAGCAGUAAAAGAAGCGUUCGCGUUGUUGGUUCAGGAAAAGUUUUCAGCAGCAGUGAACUUAUCACUUUUUUACCAUCCAACUCAGGGCUUUUGUGUAUGUAGGUGAACAUAUUUAUUUACCUACCACGAUGUGAGGUGUCAUCGUACCUGUACGUGGGUGGGAAUGGUAUGUAACAGAAUAGUUGUACAUGUCAUUUUCAACAAACGCGCACAGCAACAGGCAUUCUGCAAAUACAUUUAUGUGGAGAUAUCCUGGUUUCAGUAUAAUUUUACACACAACAAAGAUGUAAAAACUCUCAGAAUGUUAAUAUUUUUCUACAUUUUGGAGAAAUGUGGUGAAAUUCCUCACUGUAAAUGUGCCUGGAGUCACACGCCGGCGCCUUUUUCCUCGCACGUGUGCAAGAGGUGGGUGUGUGCAUAAUUCAUCUGGAUCAUGGGAGGUGGGGAUUUGCCAAAAUUGUGACAACUUAGUAGACUUUCAUGUGACAUGUGGGGUUGCGUGUUCACCUUUGGUUAUAUUGCUAUAGCUAUUGUAAGGUCAUAACUUCUCUGUCGUGUGGCAGUGCUUGGGGCCCAACCCUGAGAUGGAGGAAACUCUGCGUUUUCCGUUCCAGGAAGAGAGGUCAUUUAAACGCACUAUAUCCACAGGAUUAAAGUUGAUUGAACUAACUCAGGUAAUCAACUCAGUUAGUCAGUUUGUUUAAACCUGCUUUCUAAAACAGGCCCCAUAUCUGCUAAAGGUGAUGUUCAUAUUCAAAUUGAUGUUUUGUCCCCAUUUCCAUUGAGACAGGUGAACUCAUGCUGGUCAUGUGCUGUGGAUCUGUUUCUGUGAGGUUAAUUGUGUUUACACGUCCUCCGUAGAUAUUUGAAGGACUUUGGUGGGUAUAUUUGAUUUGUCUAUUUACAAGGCUGACUAGUCGUUGACCUUUCACUAAAAACGGGCAGCUGGACUUGUUAAGUGAACGAGCUGCUGACCGUGAUGGAAAUGAUUCUCAAAAUCAGCAAGAAGUAGAGAAUAAUUCAGUAUUACAGUUACAGUCUUCAGGUGAACCACUUGUAAAUUUCUAAAUAUUUUACAAACUAAGAAAACAUGUCAGUGUUUUAUGUGGGUAAUGCUGCAGUUUUGCGUUUAUCCAAAGGUUUAAAGAUGCUUUUAUGAGACUAACCGGUUGUAAAAUUGUCUUGAUCGAUACAUGUAAAUAAAAUCUGGUAAAUUAUGUUUAAAA
Molecule: messenger RNA, 2399 nt
Organism: Micropterus dolomieu (smallmouth bass)
Lineage: Eukaryota; Metazoa; Chordata; Actinopteri; Centrarchiformes; Centrarchidae
Product: zinc finger and SCAN domain-containing protein 12-like
Exons: 2
Coding region: 116-1126 (336 amino acids)
Biological process (GO): regulation of transcription by RNA polymerase II
Cellular component (GO): nucleus
Molecular function (GO): RNA polymerase II cis-regulatory region sequence-specific DNA binding; DNA-binding transcription factor activity, RNA polymerase II-specific
Source: RefSeq, a predicted model, not a curated record